UUUUUUCAAAUAUUUGAACGAGCCAAUGGGAGAAGAGUGGCGUUGCCCCGGCAAUUUCAAAACAGACCACGAAAUAGAUGAAGUCGGUUUGUUUAUGUUAGCUCGCUAGCAAACCAUAACUUGUAUUCCACUAAAAUAACAUGUCUCAAGUGACUAGAUUACAAAUAGCAAUGGACGCGGAAGAAAUUGUUGCCCAACUUAACAGAAAAGAAUUGCGCAAGCAGCAGUUGAUAGAGUACUUAGCAGCAAAAGGAAGACUGAAGCCACCAAACCCAAAACCUUAUCUUCGAGAUGCCGUUAAAGCAAAGCAGAUCACCGUGUCUACCGUGAAGGAUGAUCUGGACCCGGGAAAAGAGAACCGGGGUCCAAAUGCUCUCAAGAUGAAAAAGAGAGUGGUGAAGGUUCAACCUCUGAUGGCCAACGCCGUUUCCCAAACCACAGGCACCUUCUGCAGUACCACCAACAAACAGAGCUCCGCCAACGGUCUCCUCUCUGCAGCAUCGAGUACCGCACGUCUCAACGUGCUCAGAGGCAUUACAAAGCCUUCUGCGGUUGCCCCAAGUCACUCAACCAGCCUGAAGAUGGCUCCAGCCAGAUCACAAUCCACUGUCCCUACCAAAAGAUGCCCAGGCACCACCAACCAACCCAGAACCCAGCCUAAUCCAGCUGUUAAAGUCGGCAACACACGCCCUAGCUCAGCCAUACCCCUGGCAAACGCUGGUAGAACACAUUCAGCCAACACAACCAGACCAAAGUCAAAUAAUACUGGGAAACCCGCUAACACUCUCCACACAGCCGGCACGCGGCCCAGCACAGCCGGCACGCGGCCCAGCACAGCCGGCACGCGGCCCAGCACAGCCGGCACGCGGCCCAGCACAGCCGGCACGCGGCCCAACACAGCCGGCACGCGGCCCAACACAGCCGGCACGCGGCCCAACACAGCCGGCACGCGGCCCAACACCGGUAGUGCCAGAAUGAGUCCGAGCAUAAUGGUUAAAACCAAGACACGUCUUGUGUCUGUCCAGGUGCAGCCUAGAAGCACCACCGUCGCUGCUCCAGCAUCAGUCUCCUUCACCCCCUUGGUCUUGAACAGAGCAUGCCCAAGCACCAGCCCAGUCCCAGCUGUGACCCAAAAGCCACCAGUUACUACUCAGAGGAGAACGAAUCCCUUCACUGGCGUGAGUGAGACUAACCAGAGGACAACUGCCUUGGCUGCGGACAAUGGGCAAAGGAGGAGCCAAGCUGUGAGCAGGACUGAUUCCAAACCACUCCCAGAGAGAUCCAGUAAACCAGCAGGGCAGAAACAACCUGUCACUGGACCUAAACCCAUCAUCCAAGGCCCUACUGGUCCUGGGCACAAGACUGCAGCUACGAAGCCAGGUGAUAUUCAGAGGGCUGCAUCACAGCACAGGGCCGAGGCUGGAGGAGCAGGAGCCAGCACUCGGAUAUGGAAGGCUGCCUCUCGAGCCUCCACCGGGAUAACAGGAAGCCAAUGGCAGAACACGGCUCUGAGUAGGGCCAUGCAUGCAGCUGUGGCUGCGAUGGGACAGAAAAGCAGCGCCGAGGAAAACCGAGACAUGGAGAACGGGUCGGCAGACACCGACACCAAGAAUGAACCCAAUGCUCCAUCGCCCUCAUCAACAUCUCCGGCAUGUUGGCCUAGGCCUCACAGCAGCACAGCAAGUGGUGUGUGGAUCCCCCAGACGGUGCCUCGCUCUGCCAAAAAGUCCAGCCAUGGCCAGGAGGAGGUGGGGUGGGAGGCUGGUGUUGGCCUUAAGACACCCAGAGACCAGGCCAGGGUCGUGCCCAAGACCGAGGGCCGCAGGAAGAUGACAGCUGCCCAGGAAGAGAGAAUGCAGAAGCUGCAGGAAUGGCGUGAGCACAGGGGCAUCUCCUACAAGCGUCCCCCCAUGCCGGUGAGGCCUCCUCGGGUGCGGCGCACCUUGGCCCUUCCUCAGGCUUACUGGGACGGUAUGGAGGACGAAGUUGAGGCCAGGUCUCUGGUUGAAGCUGUGGACCGGUGCCUGGCUGACUGCAUCAAACUGCUGAAUGAGGGCUGCCAGUCCUCCCAGGUGCAGGAGAUGCUGUCCACUGUGCCCAUGGCCGAGAAGUUCUCCAAGUACUGGAUCUGCCAGGCCCGUCUGAUGGAGCGCCAGGGCAACCUGGAGGUGCUGCCGCUGUUUGAAGAGGCUGUACGAGUGGUGUUAGAGCCAGUAGAUGAGCUGCGGACUGUUGUGUUUGAGAUGCUGAAAAAGAAGGAAGAGGCACAAGGUCAGUCUCCCGUAACAUCGGCGCAGGAGCCUGUAAGAGAGCAGGAUGACAUUAUGGAGCUUCACUCUACACCAGACCCCAUGGCCACACCCACAGCCGUCAAAGCCCUGAUCCGUGGUGACCGAGGAGGCUCGUCUAUGGUCAAGUACAAGAUCACCGCCACUCCAGGUGGUUUCAGGAGCCAGAAGAGGGAGUCGGCGGUGGCCCGCGUGUUGGACGGACAGGAGCUGAGAUUCUUCACGCCCGUCAGGCGUUCAGUGAGGAUCGAGAGGUCCGCGCUCUUCUACCCCGCCUCCCUGCAGGAGCACGACCUAUGUGUGGCCUCCUUCAAUGACCUGAUGGCCCAGCAGGAUGAGAGAGAAGGGGAGGGAGACAAAGAGGGGGGAGGCAGCGCCGGGCCCGUCCCAAACGGUCAUCUGUACGUGUACAGAGAGAACGGUGCGCUGAGAGACAAGGUCAACAUCCAGCUGGUCUACGCUGAGGAAGAAGACUAACGGGAUGUGUCCAAGUAGCGUAAAGUGGCUUCCUCUCCUGCUUUAGCCUGAUCUACCAGUACAGGAAUAGGGAGGUGCUGGAUAUGAUGCCCACUCACCAUCUGGGAAUGUAGCUUACACCUGUCCUGUUGAAUGUCCUUCAGUGCAUGGUCACAUUCCUUAGUGGCGAGCUGUAGUAAAACAACCAGUUCUGAAAGACACCUGGGGCGUGAGUUUGUCAAUCUAAACUUUUGUGUACAGAAUCGUGCAGGAAGAGCCUGUCGAUCCAUCUGUCUGGGGUCAUGCAUAGAUAGAUGGGUUUCCAACUCGACAGUUACUCAUUUGUACGUCAAACCAAAAGCAUCCAUUGACUUUUUAGAUGGACUUUUGUUUUUUAAUGCAAACUGUGGUAAGGUUUUUUUUAAAGAUUGUACAUACAGUUGAAGUGGGAAGUUUCCUUAAGUGUAAGUUGGAGUCAUUAAAACUAGUUUUUCAACCACUCCACACAUUUCUUGUUAACAAACUAUAGUUUGUACUUUGUA
Molecule: messenger RNA, 3286 nt
Organism: Oncorhynchus mykiss (rainbow trout)
Lineage: Eukaryota; Metazoa; Chordata; Actinopteri; Salmoniformes; Salmonidae
Gene: ckap2l
Product: cytoskeleton associated protein 2 like
Cellular component (GO): mitotic spindle; centrosome; cytosol
Source: RefSeq, a predicted model, not a curated record